AUGGCGUUGGAUCGCAUCAUCAACAUUGUCCUCCGAGCGGCAGAGCUCGUCUUCGCCACCAUUGUCGCCGGAGUGACGGGCCAGCACCUUCACCAGUACCGCCAUGCGUCCAACUGGUCUCAAGGCCGCUGGAUCUAUACCGAAGUCAUCGCGGCACUGUCCAUGUUCUUUUCUUUGAUAUGGCUCAUCCCCUUCUCGUGGUCCUUUGUGCACUGGCCCGUCGACAUCAUCCUCAGUCUGUGCUGGUGGGCCGCCUUUGGCCUCUUGGUCAACAUGCUGGAUGGCUCCUGCGGCUACAUCUUCAACUGGAACAACGUCCACCCCAUCUCCGGAGACCAGUGCGGCAAGUUCAAGGCCGACAUUGCCUUCACAUUCCUGUCUGCUCUUCUUUGGCUCGUGUCUGCUCUGCUCGGACUCUAUUGGGUCACCAGCCAUGGACGCCGCGCUACCGUCGAUGCUGCCCAGCGCCAGAACAGCCGCCGCUGGUACCGCCGAAGCCGUGUCUAA
This is a messenger RNA of Trichoderma atroviride IMI 206040, 507 nucleotides long. RefSeq lists its product as uncharacterized. Gene Ontology annotation, cellular component: membrane. The record is from RefSeq and is a predicted model, not a curated record. NCBI's taxonomy places the organism in Eukaryota, Fungi, Ascomycota, Sordariomycetes, Hypocreales, Hypocreaceae.